Messenger RNA from Triticum dicoccoides, 907 nucleotides. Its product is annotated as FCS-Like Zinc finger 2-like. The record is from RefSeq and is a predicted model, not a curated record. The transcript has a single exon. Lineage: Eukaryota; Viridiplantae; Streptophyta; Magnoliopsida; Poales; Poaceae. The coding region runs from base 154 to 450 and encodes 98 amino acids.
CUCCCCCAUAUAUACCCACCCUCCCGCAUCGCACCGCUGCACCAAACUCACCCACUUUCCUUCCUCCCGCCAAGAGCAGCAGCGAACGCAACCUGUGAGCUCUAGCUCUGAAGCUCAAGCUCGAGCUUGCUAGCAGAGCCACGUAGCAAUACCAUGGCGGCAUCGGUGGCCUGCGCCUUCUUCUUCGACGCCGAGCCGGCCGGCGAGCCCGGCAAGCACGCGCUGGACGCGUGCGCGCUCUGCGCCAAGCGGCUGGCGCGCGACAGCGACGUCUUCAUGUACCGAGGGGACACGCCCUUCUGCAGCGAGGAGUGCCGCCACGAGCAGAUGCACCUCGACGCCGUCUCCGCCAGGCAGGCCGCGCGGAGGCUGCAGCGCUUCUCGCCGGAGACGGAGUCCCAGUCCCACCGUGGGCAGCGGCCGUCCAGGAAGGUGUCCAUCGCCAGCUAGCCGCGGAAAGUUUUGUUUGGAUCUACAAUAUCUGUAUUCUGAAGAAAACAACAUCUGUAUUCUGAAGAACCAUCGUUGUUGUUUUGGAAGGCAGUGCAGGGCACGGCAGCAUCAGGUGGCAGGUGCCUGCAGCUUCCCGUAUGUGUCCAUGGCAAGCUAAUUAAGCUGGCCGGGUGCCUGAAGAUUCUUGGUUGAUCUGUGCUGUGCCGUUGAUUUGAUUUUGUUGGAAAGAAAAUAGAAAAGGCCAUGGAUCUGAAGGAGGCAAUCAAACAUGAUUCACAAUUUGUUCAACUUCAGUGUGGGCCACCCGUGUGCGCCGUCUCUUAUUUCGUUUCCCUCAAUGAUUGGAUCCUGUUUGGUUUUUGGUACGACAUGCUAGGGACACUCUGCAACAGCACUGCACUGUUAAAAUGGAAUUGAUACAAAACUAGGAUAUAAAUUAUCAUGUUUCCCUGAA